AUGUUACUUCAAAUAUUCUUGCCGACUUUUUUUGAGAACGAAGAAUAUGAAGAUUUCCAAGCUCCAACUGGCUUUCGUCCACCUCUCCCCACUAUAACUAAGGAACAACGCGAUAUCAAAGAAGCGACAAGAUUAUCUUUACAAAUGCGACGUAUCGCUGAGUCCGAUGAUGAUUUUCAAGAACCAAUUGCUCCUCAACCUCGUACUGCUCGCACAGCACACUCAGCUACUGCUCCUGUACAGGCUUCUACUCAAUCUUCAGGAAUGAUACAAGAGUUUGAGAAAGUUGUUAGUCUCACUCCAAGUGCACUUAGUGAAUCCUCUAGUACUCCAGUGCAUCUGUCUGAGAAAGUUAAAAUGAAACAAGCGCGUUCCGAAGUCAAGAGGAAGGCUCGACAGGAAUCUUCUACCACUGAAUUUAGGGUUGCAACGGCAGAGACUGAAGCCAUUGGUCCAAGAGCUAGAAGAACAAAGUUUGUCAUCAAAACCAAAUUGAAAGCUAUGCUGAGGGCUGAAAACUUCAAUCAAGUCCAAAGAACAUUAUUUGUAACGGAGGUCCAUCGCGUUGUUCAUCAUCUCAGCGAUGUUACUUUUGCAGCUUCAUUAUUUCUGAACUGGUUCUGUCUGAGACUUUUGAAGAACGGCGAGGCUAUACCAAUAAUAAAAACGACAUUGAAUGCUAAAUCAUCAAAAUUACUGAAUUGCCCUAACUGGUUCAAAAAUAACGAUGAAAAGUAA
Cokeromyces recurvatus is the source of this 738-nucleotide messenger RNA. RefSeq lists its product as uncharacterized. The record is from RefSeq and is a predicted model, not a curated record. Lineage: Eukaryota; Fungi; Mucoromycota; Mucoromycetes; Mucorales; Mucoraceae. The transcript has 4 exons. Bases 1 to 738 code for a protein of 245 amino acids.